This is a messenger RNA of Zea mays, 1828 nucleotides long. RefSeq lists its product as uncharacterized. The coding region runs from base 657 to 1082 and encodes 141 amino acids. The transcript has 3 exons. NCBI's taxonomy places the organism in Eukaryota, Viridiplantae, Streptophyta, Magnoliopsida, Poales, Poaceae. The record is from RefSeq and is a predicted model, not a curated record.
UAACCCCAAUGAAGACAAUGCGAUCAACAUCAACCAACAAGAUCAGAGUGGCGCAGCGAAAGCAUGUGUGAGUCCUAACCCAUAGGUCAUAGGAUCCUCAAGUAUCGUCUUACGUGGUCGUGAACGCCUGAAGAUCAAAUCAAUCAGUCCGUAUGUUAAGCUGGCAGAGCCAAUGUUGAAUCGAAGAAGCUAUGAAAAACCGAUGAACCAAUCUCAUUUUCUUGCUAGCUUCUUCUUGAAUCUCGAGGGCGAGAUUCCUGUUAAGGGGGUUAGAUUUGUAACACCCUGAAUUUAGGGGUAUAAAAUUUCUUUUCUAAUAUCCACCAAAUUCAGGUGUUACUCUCUAAGUUCUUCGUUUUCCUUCUCUUUUUUCUAAAAAUGGAGAAUUAUUUUGUUAUAUACAUUUAUAUAAAUUUUUUUGCGUAGUAAAAUAAAAUCCAAAAAGGGUCCUUGAUUGUUGCAUGGCUUGCCGAGACAUUGUUUUGUAUGUUGUUUUUUUUGUGGUCGUGUACCCAUUUAAACUCAUAAAGUAUAUUUGGAUCUUGGAUUCAAAAGAUAUAUCUAAAUUCGAAUAGAAUAGAUUAAAGGAAAGGGAGAAAUAGAAAGCCGCCCCCUCUUCUUGGGCUGCCCGCGUGGUCGGCCCAACGCGCGUGGGCAUGGCAAACCGCACGUCGUGCCUUGUGGCUGCGCCUAGAAACCACUAUCAUUCUCUCUCCCUUUCCCAUCUUCUCUCCCUGAUGCUCGCAACUGCCACUACCCCUAUCACCUGGUGGUUGCCGAUCCCAGCGCCCAAAUCCAAAGCACCCCGGCGAGCGCCCAGACGCCCAGCUUGGCUGUCUCGGCGCGACCUCUUCUUCUCCGGCGAGUCCUUCGACCAGUUUGUGAUCCGUUUCCGAGCUUCGAGAGAUCGAAGGUCAAGCUUUGGUGACCAAGUGAUCAAGCUCCUCGAGCUCUACGAGAUUGAAGAUUCUGAGCAUCUGUUUGGUGAAGGUUGCCUUUGGUGCAAUCUAUGCUCAGGUAAAGAAGAAGGUGUCGAGGUGGACCUUCAGGAGUUCCAGGACGUUGAUGAGUUCGAGGAUUAGGCUAGUGACCUCCCCCAGUCAGCUGCCUGUGGUGGGUUGUUUACGUUGGCUACGUUUCGAUUCUGCGUACUUUGAUUUAUAUUAUGUAAAUGACUCUAGUCUGUAAUAUUAUUACUUACUCUUUAUUGUAAUUCGAAGCAUUGUGCUAUGAUGAGUCAUUUAUGUAAUCGCUGUGUACGUGAAUUUCUGAUCCUGGCACGUACAUGGUUCGCAUUCGGUUUACCUUCAAAACCGGGUGUGACAAAAGCACUGUUGAAAUCAAGCAGGCGCUUGACGUCCAAAGGGAAGCUCUUCGCACUGUUGAUGAGGAAUUGGCCUCUGCUGAAAAGCAGCGGGCAGAAACCAUGACGACAAUUGAGAAACUUAAUCAAAUUUUAAUGGAGGUAGAGCAAAAGAGAGCGCGACUUGAGGAAAUGUGUUCUACUUCAGAUUUGGAGGUGAGGAAAUUAGAGCAGGACUUGUGUGAUGCAAUUGCAGACGCGAGCAAGAAGGCUAUUGAUGUUUUUCAGAAGGAAACAACAGAACUGAAUCAGCAGGCUGAGCAACUUCUUAUUGAUUUAAAUAGUUGUUGAUCUAGCAGUAACUAGGGUCCCGACUGUUUGGGACGAUCUAUGAAUGUUAUUUCUCUUUAUCAUUAUCAAACGUUUGUUUGUUUUCUUCAUUUAAUCAUGAACGUGUUAGACCUUUUAUUAUAUAUCUUUUUUUGUAGAAAUAAAAAUAUUCUAUAUGGCGUCUUUUUUUUGUAA